Messenger RNA from Vicugna pacos (alpaca), 3182 nucleotides. It is a transcript of the gene SPMIP7, whose product is annotated as sperm microtubule inner protein 7. Lineage: Eukaryota; Metazoa; Chordata; Mammalia; Artiodactyla; Camelidae. Gene Ontology annotation, biological process: spermatogenesis. The record is from RefSeq and is a predicted model, not a curated record.
GAGGAAAAAGAGACACAAAGAAAGAGGGAAAAAGGAAAAAAGGGAAGGGAAGAGAGAAGGAAAGGGCCCACCGAGCGGGACCAGGAUGAGAGCGGGACCAGGAUGAAGGCGUUUCUCAAGCAUUAUGUAAAUAUCCUAGGAAAUCCUUAGUUCUUAUUAACAAAGGAAAUUGAAAUUUCUGCAUUUCCCUGGAGGUUUUUUUGGGCUACAGUUAUACAUGUGUUAAUUAGUAAGAUGUAUACAGUACAGUUUAUUGUACUGUGUAGAUUUACUCCUUCAGGACUUGGAAUCUGCAUGAAGUCCUGCAUUAAUGUAGCUUGUUCCGGCGUGUUUAGUAAAGAGAGACCUGGAGGACUUCGAUCCAGCUGGCACUUUGGCCAAGGUCUUGCUGUUCCUUUGAACACAUCUGGUAAACAUACCUAUUUACUUGGAAGUGCAUAGUCACUACGUUUGUCUAGGCACAUACUCUACUAAAACUUUAAUUUUUAUAAGCAAGUAAACCUGCACGAUACAAUUUUUAUCAAAUCAGUGUUGAGCUGUGGGCUUCUAGUGAAUAAAGGGUGCAGGGGACUAUUCAGGCCAUGCUAAAUCCUGAGGCUUGUGUUUUCUGUCAUCAAGAAUUGGCUUCAGUUCGUCAGUCCAUCCCCCCCCCCCCCAACCUCAGUCUGCUGUGCAAAUUCUAAAUAGUCAGCCUGAGAAUAGGAAGUAAUACUGGUGACCUCAGUUAAUGGGUGGUGUGAGUCCGAAGGGGGAAAGCUUAUGGCUGAAAAUCAGAAAGACAGUAGGUCUGCGUUCAUGUUCGCAUGUUGCACUCCAGUCGGGAUGCUGUGAGCUGUUGCGCCCAAAUCCUAUGGCCUGGAGUUCCUUCGGUAGCAGUUUUCAAGCAAGACCAAGCUAAUCUAGUUGAAAUGAGCUUUUAAGUGGACAGUACAUUGAUUUCUCUCUCUCUCUCUCUCUUUUUUUUUUUUUUUUUUGCGCAUGUGAGCUAAUAGCUGCUACAUGCUGCAGUUUCCUGAAAUGACUUAGGGACCUCCUUGCUCUCACUCUGGACGUCAGGGUAGCGAAAAGAUGAGUAAGGACAGUUUAGGGCACGUGAACAGGGAGUCUGCACUUUGACUAUAAACUGCAAAGUGCUUCCCUUAAAAAUUAGAUUCACUAGUUUAACUACUGUGUAAUACACGUUCAUUUUUUUUGCCCUGCAUUUAAAUGUACAUUUAUUUAGGUAGUGUGUUUUGCGAUUCAUUAUAAGGUAAAUAACUAAUUACAGUCAGAUACAUUUUAAAAAAUAUAUUGUCACUCGGUUAACUGCUUUAACUUAGACUCUUUGCCGACUCACUUGCCCAGGAAAUAUCAACUUCGGGAAAAAUUAAAAAAAUAACACAGGCACGAUUUCCCUGAGCAUUGGUGAGGAGACCGUCAUGGGGGUGGUACCCACAAGACUGCUUUGUUCUUCCUAAGAAUUAAAUUAUGAUGUGCAUAAUAAAUGGUCCAGUGUGGUACAGUUCUAGCCGUUGCCAAGCAACAGGGCCUCUUGUUUGUUUUGUUUCUGUUCUGGUCCCUAGUAAGGACCUAUCCUUCCUUUGGUGCAGGAAAAAUACCUUAAAAAUUAAAAGAAAAAAAAAGGCAACCUUCUCUAUUGAUAUUUAGAAAGCCAGAUCGAAAACUAUAUUAGAUUAACCCAUCCUCCUUGAUGAUUGGAAAUCCAGGAGUUUUAUAGUUAAAGGGAAAGGGGACACCAGAAGACAAUACACAGUCACGCAGAGUUCUAAAGAGGAAAGCCAUGGCCCUGGAUUGGCAGCACGCGCCUGGAAAGAUAAGCAUCGCUGAACGGUCCUUCCUUUCCAGAGCGAAGGCUGUUGAGAACAGAGAUUACCCACACUACUGUCAGCUCUUAAGGAAACUGAACAUGCCUUUUGUGAGAGGGGUUGAGGACAGACACGACUGCGGCAGGAUUGAGAAGAAGGGCAGCCCAGCUUUCCUCAAGUUCCAGCCCCACCCGCCUUCUGUGCUGCCGGACUACCAUUUGCACUACCCUCACCCGCCGCCGCCCGGCCCGGGUUACCCGCUGUGUCCCCUGCGGGAUGAUGUCCCCCUGGGGGAUCCCUGCUCGGGGUUUCUGAGUCCUGGUGGCGACGCCGAGUUAAGGCCUGGCGUUGGCAGGAGCGUCCCAAGCCUGGCAGACGUCAGCGAUGUGAAGCCCCAGCACCGCGUCCCCAGGCCGGAUGCGGGAUUUCAGACGGCGUUGAAAAGGGAAAAAGUUUUAUUGGAAGAGCUGCAGCAGGGCAGGAGGUGGAAUUCCAGGGCGGUACCAGACGUCUCCAUCAGAGCAAGACUUGGAGGUUGGACGAGCCCCGUGAAGGUCACUCCGCUGCAGCCUCGUCGUGAAGGAUGCUCAGUAAAUCACACAUACACGUUUGAUGAGGACGCAGCGCGUACAGAUGAUGGAGAGCCGCUUUUACAGCCAAACAAGAAAUCUAAUGCCAAAAGCUCAUUUUACAAGUCCUCUACACAAAAAGCUUACGAAAUGGUCCCUUGGGACAAGAUGAUACCGCCAAAACUUGAUCCAGAAGAAACAACGGUGGAAAAAGCUGCUGACCUCGUCUCGCAGUGUUUUACACUGAAAAGAUAUGAAUCAUCUCCAGCAAUAACUCAGAUGGUCGGUGGACUCUGGGACAGGUUUCAAACGAGAUCUUUCUUGGCCCCGGUGAAACCAGUUAACUUUGUGAGUCCGAGUUCCAGAAGCAAAUACAUUCCCCUCUAUACUGGCUGUGUGCAGUCUACAGAUGCCGAUGACCUUGACAACCCCUGGGGCGACAUCAUGUCCCUCGCCAAGCCCCGGAGCUCGGAAAUUCUCCGCACGACCGCGAGUCGCUCUGCACAUAUUCCUGGAUAUGCUGGUAAGGUUCAUUUCGCAGCCACCCACCCGGCAAAUUCGGAUGUUCCAUCGAUGACCCCCUCUCCAGAUUCAGAAGUGCAGAGCAUCUUACGGCAAGCAAUGGUGGUCGACAUGUUCCGUCACCAGGCACCGCUGUCCCGGAUGGUCACGACUGUAAAACCGUACAACCCCUUCAAUAAGAAGGAAAAUGGAAUGGUAGGCUACUGAGAGACACCUGCCCUCCGAGGGGGACCUGAGCCUUGGGGAGGCACUGUGCCAGGUGCAGGGGCAAAUAAAGGAAAUUUUA